AUGGAAUCUGCCUUGUUACUUAUCUGCACCAGUGUCAUAACCCUCGUGUAUAUCUGGAUCACCAAAUUUAUUUUCAAAACAUCACGUAAUGCGCAGCUGCCUCCCGGACCCCAAGGUCUUCCUCUUGUCGGCAACGUACUAGAUCUCCCACGAGCUGGGCAAUUCGAGGCCCACCACUGGGCCAAACACAAAGAUUUAUACGGAAACAUUAGUUCCGUUACUGUCUUCGGCCAAACCCUUGUCAUAAUCAACGAUGCGAAGUUGGCUCAGACCAUACUCAACGAUCGGUCAGCCAAACAUUCUAGCAGAUCAAAGAUGACUUUUGCCGGUGAAAUGGUUGGCUGGGACAAGACCUUGAGCUUCCUGCCAUAUAACGACCAAUUUCGCAGCCACCGCAAAAAGGCCCAUCUUUGCCUCAAGUCUGAAGCUAGCGUCAAGGCAAACGACGUUAUACAAGAGAUUGAAGUUGGACAUUUUCUGUUGCAUUUGCUGAGGGACCCUGAUCAUUUGGUCGAGCAUAUUCAGAAACAAGCUGGCUCUGUGAUCGUGAAAGUUGUGUAUGGAUACACCGCAGAGCAAUUCAAACCCGAUCCUCUACUAAGUACUGUACGGAAGGUUGUCGAUGAGUUUGGUAUCGCCGCCAAGCCUGGGUCCUUUAUGGUUGACCUCAUCCCGAUUCUGAAGUAUAUCCCCGACUGGCUCCCUGGAGCUGGUUUCAAAACAACAGCGAAGCAGUGGAGGUUUAAUCUCGAGAGCUCGGUUGAGGACCCCGCAGCUUUCGUGGAGCAUCAAAUGGCUACCGGCAGGGAUAACACAUCGUUCCUAUCUCAGCUGAUGCAGAAGAAAAGCUUGACGUAUGAAGAAGUUUCUGAGAAUAAAUGGUUAGCGGCAUCUCUCUAUGCGGCUGGUGCUGAUACCACUGUGUCCGCGAUCACGACGUUCUUCCUUGCCAUGACACUUUUUCCCGCGGCCCAGAAGAAAUCCCAGCAUGAAAUCGACGAGGUCAUUAGAUCUGCUCGUUUGCCAACGCUAUCGGAUCGACAAAACUUGCCAUACGUCAAUGCGCUCGUGAAGGAAGUUCUCCGAUGGCAUCCCGUCGGACCAAUGUGUCUUCCCCAUACAACCUCCCAAGACGACGUCAUCGACGGCCUUCUCAUCCCAAAGGACGCAAUGAUUCUUCCAAAUAUCUGGCAAAUCUGUCAUGAUCCGGCAAACUACCAAGAUCCAAUGGCCUUCAAACCAGAGCGCUUUCUAGGUCCGGAGGCUGAGACAGACCCGGGUCGUUUUGUCUUUGGGUUUGGUCGGAGAAUUUGUCCGGCCCAGGCCAUGUCUGACAAGACGUUGUUUCUCAAUAUGGCGCAGACUCUUGCUGUGUUUGACGUUAGAGUGAAAGAGGGAGGUGAGAUGCCCAAGGCUGAGUUUACAUCUGGAGUUGUCAGUCAUCCUGAGGCCUUCGAAGCUGUGAUCACGCCCCGAUCCCCUGAGCAUCCUAAGUUGAUCGAGUCGAUUGAGCAGAUGCAUCCAUGGCAGCAGAGCGAUGCAGACACUCUAGCAAGUCUGUAG
Messenger RNA from Fusarium subglutinans, 1563 nucleotides. RefSeq names its product oxidoreductase. NCBI's taxonomy places the organism in Eukaryota, Fungi, Ascomycota, Sordariomycetes, Hypocreales, Nectriaceae. The record is from RefSeq and is a predicted model, not a curated record. Gene Ontology annotation, molecular function: heme binding; monooxygenase activity; oxidoreductase activity, acting on paired donors, with incorporation or reduction of molecular oxygen. Bases 1 to 1563 code for a protein of 520 amino acids. The transcript is spliced from 7 exons.